Chironomus riparius is the source of this 1110-nucleotide messenger RNA. The record is from the annotation of a GenBank genome assembly. NCBI's taxonomy places the organism in Eukaryota, Metazoa, Arthropoda, Insecta, Diptera, Chironomidae.
AUGAAUCAGAGUUAUUUAGAAAAUUUGCCGAUAGAAAUAAAGGAACAAAUCUUUCAGUACUUAAGUUCAUCAGAUAUCCUUAAUCUAGCAUUAGUGAGUAAGAAUCUAAACGAAUCAGUUGGAAAUUGUCGAAAAUGUAUGGAAAAAUAUUGGAUCAAGUUUUACACUUUCAAUUUGAAAGAUUUGGACAGUCUGGAGAACAGCUGUAGACAUUAUGUCAAACUAAAGAUCAAUCGAGUCAAGACUGAUGAUUAUUUUGAUUAUUUGAUAGACUUGAAUCAGUGCUGGAAAAAAGUUUUAGUCUAUAAUUGUGAAUUUCAAUAUGCUGAAAAGUACUUAAAACUGAUCAAGGCAAUUGCCGAUCAUGUUGAGGAACUGGAAGUUGCAGUUAUUGAAGUAUUAUGCUUUGAGAAUUUUGAGGAUGUCAAUAUUAAAUUUCCAGCAUUAAAGAGAAUCAUGUUGAGGAACAUGCCGUCCAAUACUAUGGAGAUUUUCGUUAAAUCCUGUGACAAUCUGGAAGUUGCUACAUUUGAUAUAGCCAAUGAAAUGAAGAGCUUCAGACCACUUAGGGAACUAAUGAAAGAAUUUCUAAGGAACAGCAAGAAGUUAAAGCAUCUUCAACUCGGUCCAAACUACAUCCGAGCACUUUUUAGUGAAAAUGAGGCUCUAAACGUUGAUUUCCAAUUGACUCAUUUGCUGCUUAAACUGCCAAUAGCGAAUGACCUGCCUGAUAUAGCUUAUGAUAAAAUUGUCGAAUUCUUAAGGACACAAUUGAAAAUUGAAUGGAUCAUCACAAUGGAACUACUUAAUGACGACAUCCUACAUGUCAUCUGGAAUGAACUGAAUUCAAUCAAGCGAGCAUCCUUCAUUGGCUUAGUGGAACUCUUUGAACUCGAAAUGGGAUUUGAUCUUCAGCCAAAGAUGUCAAUCACAAAAUUAGACUUGAUCUCAAGAAAAGUCCUCAUUAGUCAAUUAGGAAAAUUAUUAAGAGCAGCACCUUGUGUUGACUGCCUUCAUGUCUGCAUCCUGAAUCGUCACAUGAUGGGCACAAUCGCUAGAGAAAGCUUCAGUGUCAAGAACUUGUUCUACGAACAUAUUGAGGAAGACUAA